AUGGCUUCUCGUGGUGGUCAACGGGCUGUUGGGACUGACGGGACUGACUUCCAACACCGACAAAGAAUUGCUGCACAUUAUCAUGAAAGUGCUCAUUACAAGUUCAUUUUGAAGUGGUUCUUCGCUCCUCACUUCCUGAUUUUAAUAUUUAUGUGGGCUAAGGUUGGAAGUGAAGUUCUACGAAAGGAAUUUGGCUGGAAAAGUUCAUUCUUUGAGACACUUGAUAUGCCUUCCGCCUAUCCAUGGGAAUACGUUUGGUGUUUUUCGUUCAUUCCUAUUAUUUGUGCUAUGAUGUCUUUCUCGAAGAAUAGGGUAAACUUGAUAAACUACCACUACUAUGGACAUUUUGUUUUUGGGAUUCUUCCUUGUAUGAUUGGUCUUGGUGGGCAGCUUCCUGAGCUCCUCGAUUACAUGAAAGACCAAGAAAAUAGUAAUACACCGACAUUCAAGGGUGUAUUUCCGAUGGUUAUUAUUUGGUACGUGUUCUUUGCUGUUGCUCUACAAAUCCACGGAUUUGCUAUGUAUUUUUCGUACCACCUGGCAGCAGCAUGGACGCCAAUAAAACGGGAUUAG
Messenger RNA from Haemonchus placei, 573 nucleotides. Lineage: Eukaryota; Metazoa; Nematoda; Chromadorea; Rhabditida; Trichostrongylidae. The record is from the annotation of a GenBank genome assembly.